AUGGAGGAAGAGUCACAUAGGUUGAAUUUCGUAAGGUUCAAUCAAGAUCAACUUAGGGUUGACAUGUACAAGGGUAUCGAAGAAAAGAUUUUUAAAGGAGACACUGAGGGUAAAUCAGUUGGACAACGCAUUAUAAUUCCAGGGUCAUUCACCGCAGGUCCAAGUUAUAUGUUUAACAACGUCGUUGAUGCUCCUCAAAUAUGUAACUGGAUUGGAUUUCCAACCCUCUUCAUAGUCAUCACAUGCAAUCCUCAAUGGCCAGAAAUACAAAGGGUGUUGAAAGAUACAAAUCUCAGGCCGGAGGAUCGGCCAGACAUUCUUUGUCGUGUGUUCAAGAUGAAGCUCAAUAGUAUGAUGACAGAAAUCAAGAAGGGUUGUAUAUUCGGACGUAUUAUAGCAUAUGUAUGCACAAUUGAAUUUCAGAAACGAGGCGAUAAGCCCAAUAACCUAGAAGAAAUUGAUAGGAUCAUUUGUGCUGAAAAUCCUGACGAAGAAAAUGACCGAAAGAUGUACCAGUUGGUGGAGAAGUAUAUGAUACAUGGACCGUGCGGUCAGGCGAAUUUGAAAUCUCCCUGUAUGAAGGAUCGAGUUUGCACGAAGCGAUUUCCAAAGCCGUUUGUGCAGCGCAUUGAAUCAGAUGCACAUGUUUUUACUGUGUACAGGAGAAUGGAAGAUGGCAGAACAGUUACGAAGAAGAAGACUACUCUUGACAAUGGGUUUGUAGUCCCGUACAAUCGUAUAUUGUUAAGUAAAUACCGAUCUCACAUUAAUAUCGAGUUAUGCAACCAUAAUAAGUCAAUCAAAUACAUGUUCAAAUACGUAAACAAGGGGCAUGACCGUGUUACGGCAGCAUUUUAUGAAACACGCAAUACAAAUGGCGGUGUUGAGAUUUGUGAUGCGAUAAAGAUGUACUACGACUGCAGAUAUCUUUCGGCAUGUGAGGCAAUGUGGAGGUUGUUUAAUUUUGAUAUUCGUUGCAGAGACCCGUCCGUAAUUUGGCUAAGCUUUCAUCUCCCCGAUCAUGAGCCGCUUGUCUUCAAUGAAAACCAGUCAUUACAAAGUGUGCUGGAUAGGCCAUCUGUCAAGCAAACUAUGUUCCUAGCGUGGUUUGAAGCCAACAAGAACUAUCCACAUGCUAGGGACUCGAGGCUUGCGAAUGUUCCCCCUGGAAAGGGGGAAGACUAUUACAUUAGAUUGCUACUUAACAUUCAGAUGGGAUAUACGUGCUACGAGGACAUCAGAAAAGUUUUUGACAACGUCUACCCUACGUUCACGGAUGCAUGUUAUGUGUUGGGUUUGUUAGAUGACGACAAAGAAUACAUAUAUGCAAUAAUAGAAGUUGACAAACUCUUUGGUGGUAAGGUGGGUGUUCUUAGAGGAGAUUUUAGGCAAAUUUUACCAGUUGUGCUCAAAGCAUCAAGGCAGGACAUAGUUGGUAAUGAGGAUGUUGGGGAACAAAAUGAUGGUGAAGCUUCGAUAGAGAUUCCCGAUGACAUGUUGAUUGGUGAUUCAGAAGAUCCAUUCAGAGACCUACUGGAAUUCGUUUACCCGGAUUUGUUGAGUAACAUGUAUGAUCCAGAUUAUUUUCAAGGGAGAGAAAUUCUUGCACCAACUAAUGAAUGCAUCGAGUAUGUGAACGAUCACUUAAUCUCUCUCCUUCCAGGAGAGGAGAAGGUGUUCCUGAGUUCAGAUAGUAUGUGUAGGGACGAGCAAACAAUGGAUGAUAAUACAUAA
Molecule: messenger RNA, 1734 nt
Organism: Erythranthe guttata (spotted monkey flower)
Lineage: Eukaryota; Viridiplantae; Streptophyta; Magnoliopsida; Lamiales; Phrymaceae
Source: RefSeq, a predicted model, not a curated record